GUGAUCUUUCCUCACAUGCCCUCCUUCCUCCUCGAAACCUCAGCCUUCCCCCUGAGCCUCACUUCUUCUUUGACCCCCCCUGCUGCUGUUUGCAUCCUGUUUCCCCAACUGAGCAGCAAGCAGAACGCAUACCAACAAGCAGCGUGAACCCUGCUGAACCCUGCAGGGCUCUUGGGACCGACCCGGCUCACAACCCCAGUGCCACUUCACAUUGUUCCUUCAGCCCUUUGAAAUGUUUUUGUCCUUUAGUGAUCUAAAGUAAUGCGAAACAGUGCAGAGGUUGUUCUCUCGCACUGGCUAUGUCUGAGAACGUGGAGGCAGUGAACGUUUAGGCCUAUUUUUGUCCUUGAGGACGGCAGACGAUCAACACUUAUUUCCUACAGGAGUUAAUCCAUUGUCAGUUCUGAGAUUUGGCUGACAUUGAAGUAACUGGAGCUUAUAAAAACACUUAAGAAAAGGGUUUACACUCUUUCCCUCGCUGGCUCUCUGCCCACUUAAUACAUUAAGUUAAAGAGGGCCAAAGGGCCGUACUGCACAGCAAGGGGUGACCCAGUCAAAAUAAUGGAAGUGAUCCUUUUCACAACCAAGGCUGUUUAUUUGGCUGGAUCAGUGGUUUGUGGAGACGAUUCUCAAACACGCUGUCCACCAACGGUAAUGGGCAAGAAUUCAAAGCUGCAUUAGUGUGUUUUGAUUAGUAAUGAACAUUCACACAUGCAAUAGAAAACGUUACAAACUCCAGAUACACAAAGCGAGUGAUUACUGGUUGGUCUUAGGUUGGGAAUAAUGAACCUGUUAGAUACUAAAGUGACACAGUGGAAUUAAACUUUGCACCUUGCACAAUGAGUUUUGCUUUGUCUUCCUGUUUGAUCAUUAGCUCCCUCAACCGUUACCUUCUAGUAUAACAGCAUGUUCAUAUAACCAACUUUUAACUGCCCCAAUCGAUAAAGAAUCAAUACAUUUAAAAUAUAAUAUAACUGUUCUUCAUGUUAAAGGUCGACUUAACAUUUACAUUCAAAAAAAGUUGUUUGGGUCUUCAAAGUAUUUUUUUUUAAUUGGACCGCUCUGUUUCUUAAUUUUCUGUAUGAAAAUAUAAACAAGUAACCUCCCAAGAAACUUCUUUUUCGUUUCAGUUAAAGUGUCACAGAUCCUCCAGCCUCACUUAACACGACAUCUUUUGGCGUAUUUUGCUGUUGGCAUACAUAGUUUAACCUCUAACUAGUCCUAUUAACCACUAGCAUUCUUUACCAACAUGCAUAGUGUAUUAGCCUUAAUUUUGCCAUGAUGCUUCAGUAAAAGUAGCAUUCAGCUUUACAGGCGGUCCUAUUGACAAGCCCCCUCAGUUUCAGAGAUAAGAGGCAUUGCAGCACACAACAAAAAUAGACAACAUAGAAAGAGAUUUGACAGUAAAUAUAUUCAGUAAUUAGUGUUAGAUGAGCUGUCUUUAGCGUUACGGAUAAAUUGUUCAAAUGAUACAAGAAUCUGUUUUUAAAAUCAGCAUUGUGUUGUCGGUCACAUCUUUCCUUUAAUCCGGCCGCAAGAGGGAGUCCAAACACAACCAUGGCGGACAAUGAGGAGUUGGGAAAGCCAAAGGAGAGAAGAGGGAGAUUAACUGUGGUGCUGGUGUUGGCAACGCUCAUAUCUGCAUUUGGUUCAUCAUUCCAGUAUGGUUACAAUGUGGCUGUGGUCAACUCUCCAUCAACGUUCAUGCAGGAGUUCUAUAACACCACCUACCUGGAGCGGUAUGGCCGACCAAUGAAGAAGAACUUCCUAACUCUGCUGUGGUCUCUCUCUGUGUCCAUGUACCCGUUAGGAGGCUUCUUUGGCUCCCUGAUGGUGGCCCCUCUGGUCAACAAACUAGGGAGGAAGGGCACCCUCCUCUUCAACAACAUUUUCUCCAUCGCUCCUGCAGUGAUGAUGGGGGUCAGUGAGAUCGCCAAGUCCUAUGAGAUCAUCAUUGUGGCCCGGUUUAUAGUGGGCAUCUGUGCGGGUCUUUCGUCAAAUGUGGUUCCCAUGUAUCUGGGAGAACUUGCUCCCAAAAACCUGAGGGGAGCCCUCGGCAUCAUCCCACAGCUCUUCAUCACCAUUGGCAUCCUCAGUGCUCAGGUUCUGGGCAUCAGAAACAUACUGGGCAACAGCACAGGCUGGACCCUGAUGUUGGGUAUUACCGGUAUCCCUGCCAUGGUGGAGCUCCUGCUCCUGCCCUUCUUCCCGGAGAGCCCAAGGUACAUGCUUAUUCAGAGAGGAGAUGAGAAGACCGCAAAGAAAGCGCUGCAGCGUCUCCGGGGCUGGGAAGACGUGGACGCAGAGCUUUCAGAGAUGCGUCUGGAGGACCAGUCGGAGAAGGCCGAGGGACACCUGUCGGUGCUCAGCCUGCUGUCCCAACGCUCCCUUCGCUGGCAGCUGGUCUCCAUCAUCGUCAUGAACAUGGGCCAGCAGCUCUCGGGGGUCAACGCGAUCUACUACUACGCAGAUAGCAUCUAUUCCAGUGCAGGAGUCAAGCAGAAUGACAUCCAGUUCGUCACUGUGGGAACAGGUGCUGUGAAUGUCUUCAUGACCAUAGCUGCUGUCUUCAUUGUGGAGGCCUCGGGACGACGGAUGCUCCUUCUCUGUGGGUUUGGGAUCUGCUGUGUAGCCUGUGUGCUGCUCACUGUGGCACUUAACUUCCAGGAGAGCGUGACGUGGAUGCCCUACAUCAGCAUCAUCUGUGUCAUCAUCUACGUAAUAGGACACGCUAUAGGACCAAGUCCCAUUCCUUACGUGGUGACCACUGAGAUGUUCAGGCAGUCAGCCAGGCCCGCUGCCUUCAUGGUCGCAGGCUCCGUCCACUGGCUCUCCAACUUCACUGUUGGCCUUGUCUUCCCCUUCCUGGAGAGCGGCCUCGGCUCCUACAGCUUUAUAAUUUUCUCCUUCAUCUGUCUGGUCACGCUGAUCUACAUCUGGCUGGUGGUCCCUGAGACCAAGAACACAACCUUCCUGGAGAUAUGCCAGAUGUUUGCCAAGAGGAACAAAGUGGAGAUCCAACUUCGUGAUGGAGGUCUGCCACUGAAAGUGAGCAAAGAACGCCUGGAGGAUGCAGUGAAGGUUACGGCCUUCUGA
Molecule: messenger RNA, 3096 nt
Organism: Pungitius pungitius (ninespine stickleback)
Lineage: Eukaryota; Metazoa; Chordata; Actinopteri; Perciformes; Gasterosteidae
Product: solute carrier family 2, facilitated glucose transporter member 5-like
Exons: 12
Coding region: 1558-3096 (512 amino acids)
Biological process (GO): monosaccharide transmembrane transport
Cellular component (GO): plasma membrane
Molecular function (GO): hexose transmembrane transporter activity
Source: RefSeq, a predicted model, not a curated record